Messenger RNA from Oryza brachyantha (malo sina), 1913 nucleotides. RefSeq names its product acyl-coenzyme A oxidase 4, peroxisomal-like. Gene Ontology annotation, cellular component: peroxisome. The transcript is spliced from 13 exons. The coding region runs from base 114 to 1424 and encodes 436 amino acids. Gene Ontology annotation, molecular function: acyl-CoA dehydrogenase activity; flavin adenine dinucleotide binding. The record is from RefSeq and is a predicted model, not a curated record. Gene Ontology annotation, biological process: fatty acid beta-oxidation. NCBI's taxonomy places the organism in Eukaryota, Viridiplantae, Streptophyta, Magnoliopsida, Poales, Poaceae.
CUUCGUCUCUUCCACUCUUCCUCUCGCCUCGCUCUGACGCUCCCCGUCUCCUCCUCCUCGUCGUCCUUUGCUCCGCCUUCGCCGCCGCCCGCGAAGCUUCGGGCCGCCGCCGGAUGGUGGGGAAGCAAGGUGGUGGCGGAGAUGGGCGCGAGGAGGAUGGCGCCAAGGUCGGCCUCCCGGCGCUGGAUAUCCUGCUCGCGUUCCCCCAGGCCACGCCGGCAUCCAUCUUCCCGCCCUCCGCAUCAGACUAUUAUCAGAUUGAUGAUUUGCUAACCACUGGAGAACAGUCUAUCAGGAAGAAGGUCAGGGCUAUAAUGGAGAAAGAAAUUGCACCCAUUAUGGCAGUGUACUGGGAGAAAGCAGAGUUUCCAUUUCGUGCCAUUCCUAAACUUUCAAGCCUUGGUGUAGCUGGAGGUACAAUAAAGGGAUAUGGGUGCCCAGGACUUUCAAUAACAGCAAGUGCUGUUACUAUGGCCGAAAUCGCACGCGUAGAUGCAAGCUGCUCCACAUUCAUUCUGGUACACUCCUCCCUUGCAAUGGUCACGAUAGCUCUUUGUGGAUCUGAGGUUCAGAAGCAGAAGUACCUGCCAUCCCUUGCUCAACUUACCACUGUUGGUUGCUGGGCACUGACAGAACCAAAUCAUGGAAGCGAUGCAAGCUCCUUGAUAACCACAGCAACCAAGGUACCUGGUGGUUGGCACAUAGAUGGACAAAAACGCUGGAUUGGUAACAGUACUUUUGCUGAUGUGCUCGUGGUAUUAGCUAGGAACGCAGAUACAAAACAACUAAAUGGAUUUAUUGUGAGGAAAGGUGCUCCUGGCUUGAAAGCUACAAAGAUUGAGAAUAAAAUUGGUCUCAGAAUGGUUCAGAAUGGUGACAUAGUUUUUAAUAAAGUAUUUGUCCCUGAGGAAGAUCGAUUGCCAGGUGUUAAUUCAUUUCAGGAUAUAAGCAAGGUCCUCGCAAUUUCACGUGUCAUGGUGGCAUGGCAACCGAUUGGUAUAUCAAUGGGGGUGUUUGAUGUGUGCCAUCGGUAUCUGAAAGAAAGGAAACAGUUUGGAGUUCCUCUAGCAGCUUUUCAGCUAAACCAAGAAAAACUUGUACGUAUGCUUGGUAACAUCCAAGCGAUGCUUCUUGUUGGUUGGCGCCUAUGCAAGCUUUAUGAGUCGGGGAAAAUGACACCAGGGCAUGCUAGUUUAGGGAAGGGUUGGACAUCCAGAAUGGCUCGUGAGGUGGUUUCUCUUGGUCGAGAGUUGUUGGGCGGGAAUGGAAUUUUGGCUGAUUUUCUAGUUGCAAAGGCAUUCUGUGACCUGGAGCCAAUAUACUCUUAUGAAGGCACAUAUGACAUCAACAGCCUGGUGACUGGUAGAGAAAUAACAGGGAUCGCAAGCUUCAAACCUGCCGCAUUAGCAAAAGCUCGGUUGUAAUCAUCAUUUUCAAAGGCUAAAGCUACAAGUAUCUCACUGCAGUUUAUUCUCAGCUUGCUACUACAGGAAGCAAAUAAAAAUCAGGUCCCCAUGCACCGAUGAUUGGCCGGCUAAUGCAGCACUGCAGCCUGGUGCAGACCAGAUAGACUCCUUGGAAAAUAGCCAGACAAUUCUCUGGUCAAUCUUGGCUGGCUAGCUGUCUAUGCUGUACGAGAGGAUAUCUGACGAAUCGCCUAAUGGAAUCGUGUCCGGUGGAGGACAGCGUAAAUAAAAGUUCCGCCCUGUAUGCCAAAUCUUUGGCAUUUAACUUACAUUGUGAGCGUUGUAAAAUCUGAAUAAAGGUCGAGAACAUGCGUACCGAAUUUUACCUCUUUUACCCUGCACUGCGGCUGUUCUUUGGUUUGUUUACCUGAAACAUGAUGGUUGCUUGAUUGUUUGCCUUACUCUGUCAACGGAAUAUCUCGCCUAAUCUUUUCACUUAUACAUAUA